This is a messenger RNA of Biomphalaria glabrata, 9045 nucleotides long. Its product is annotated as acyl-CoA:lysophosphatidylglycerol acyltransferase 1-like. Gene Ontology annotation, molecular function: acyltransferase activity. Lineage: Eukaryota; Metazoa; Mollusca; Gastropoda; Planorbidae. Bases 317 to 1444 code for a protein of 375 amino acids. Gene Ontology annotation, cellular component: endomembrane system. The transcript has 9 exons. The record is from RefSeq and is a predicted model, not a curated record.
GUACACCAUCAUAAUCCUGACCAAUCUUGACUCUACUCAUUUUCUACUGACUCUAGUAUAGUUAUUAGUAUAGAGCCUAGCCCUAGACCUAGAUAUCUAGAUCUAAAUCUAAUCUAAAUCAUCUUAUCAGUAUCUAGACUCUAAAUCUAGAUUAAGUAAUGAGUGAUGCGUAUUCAUAAAAUUGUUUUUUGUAUGGCAUGCCAUGUUGGUAUGGAGUCAGGACAUUAUGUUUGUCUAAGUGGUUUAUGAUGUUGCUACAUAUUAUGUGUUCUAGGAUUUAAUAUGUGAUGCUGGUGAAAGUCAAAGGAUCACAAACAUGUCUUUAACAACUUAUGUCGGCUAUGUCGUCAAGUUUAUAUAUUUUUUCCUGUCCAACCUGUAUUCUUUGCCAUGCUAUCUGGUAUGGAUGGUUCUUCUCACCCCACUACGAUUUAUUGCUCCAAAUUUAUACUGGAAGAUAGAAUCUUUUAUGUUCAGGAUGUUGCAGUGCAUGGUGGUCACAUGGUUUGAAAUCAACAACUUUAAGGUUCAAGAGUGUGGCGAUGACAUUGGAGUUCUUCACAACAAGGGAGCUAUACUCCUGUGUAACCACCAGUCCACUGGAGACACCCCAGUCAUAAUGGUGUCAACCUACAACAAGAAAAUGGCAUCUGGCACUAUGUUGUGGAUCAUCUAUGUCAUUUUUAAAUACACCCAUUUUGGUGUGGUGUCCUGCCUUAGAGGGGAUUUCUUCAUUGAUCAGGGAAAAGACGUGCGUCAGCUCCAACUGGAUAGGCUUAAGAAACACCUGGUCGAGAUUUACCUUCCAAGAAAUAAAAAAUGGUUGCUUGUAUUUCCUGAAGGUGGUUUUAUGUACAAAAGAUUGGAGUCAAGUCAACAAUACGCCCGGAAAAAUGGAUACCCUGUUCUUCAGCAUACUACACUUCCACGUAUUGGUGCUGUAAAAACUAUCCUCGACACUGUGGGUGUCCCUCAACAAGCAUCAGACAAUGUGGAGCCGAAUGGUAACUAUCAAAUUAAAGAUUCCUCUAAACCACUAGAGUGGGUCAUCGACAUGACUAUUGCCUACAAAGAUAGAAAGGCUUUGGAUAUGUUGGGCAUGGUUGUUGGACUUUAUCCUCAAAGUGAUGUGCUAGUUCAUUACAGAGUGUAUCGUGCUCAAGAUAUUCCCAGAGAUGACGUGGGGUUAACUUCCUGGUUGUAUGAUGUUUAUGCCAAGAAGGAUGCCAUGCUAGACUACUACUACAAGGAAGGCCGUCUCCCUGAUGAGAUCAUCAAUGCGCCAUCAGAGCUGCCGCAGAUCCCACUGUCUGUUUUGAAGUUUGACCUCUUGGAUCAGCUCCUGGUACACACAUUCUAUCUAACUUCCUGUUAUGUUCACUACCACUACAUCAUUAAACCCAUGUUUCUGUUUGUUUCCUCUUGUCUUCAUCUCAUAUUUUAGAAUGAUAUUUCUUUCUUGAGAUUUUAAAUCUAAUUCAAAUCUAUUUCUACAUGCUAGAUUCCACCAUAUUGAGAUUUAGUUGGGUUUUUUUUCUCUUUCACACAUUGUAAAGGCUACAUUUUCUAGCCAUAUUUACAAACAAUUUAGAUUUGUUUGAUUCUGUGAAAUGCUGAGAUUUGUCUAGGCCCCUGUACACAAGUACUAUAAUGGUUUAAUUCAUGUUUUCCAUUACCUUGUUGGUUUUAUUGCUUUGUAUCGUAAUGUUGAUACUUGUUCCAACCAAAAAGCUACAUUAUUUAUCAUGCUAAAUGAUCCAUGUCCUGUUCUAAGUGAUAAUGUCCUGCACUAAAUGUUCCAUGCCCUGUUCUAAGUGAUAAUGUCCUGCACUAAAUGAUCCAUGCCCUGUUCUAAGUGAUAAUGUCCUGCACUAAAUGAUCCAUGCCCUGUUCUAAGUGAUAAUGUCCUGCACUAAAUGAUCCAUGUCCUGUACUAAAUGAUCCACGUCCUGCACUAAAUGAUCCAUGUCCUGUUCUAAGUGAAAAUGUCCUGCACUAAAUGAUCCAAGUCCUGUAUUAAGGGAAUAUGUCCUGCACUAAAUGAACCUUGUCCUGUACUAAAUAAACUUAUUUGGUCCUCAAUGAACAUGCCCUGUACUAAAUGGAAGAAGUUCUGUUCUAAAUGAAAGAGAAGUCCUGUCCUAAACUAGUGUAUCUCAGUGUAUAUCAAUGGCUACCUAUCUUACUCUGCAAUCUUAACUCUUUCUCUCCUAUUUGACGAUACCAUGGUUGAUUUGACCCCAUUUAAUUAAUUUUUGUUUUUUUUAUAAACAAUUUGUGUUCUAUAAAAAGAGCAUGUAUUGCCCUUCAAUUCUAUACCAAAUAAAAUGUUUUCUGAUAAACUUUUAAAAGUUUAAUGAUAACAGGGAAGUGAAUUAUACAUGAACAAAAGAAUAAUUUCAUCAGAUCAUGGAAAAUAAUUACGGAGAGAAAGAGUUAAUAAUUUGACUGUUUUGUUAUUUUUCUUAUCAUUUGUAAUUACUCAUUGUCCAUAUAGUCUUUAGUCUCCGGUCAAUGGCUCAGUUUAUGUGAUAGUGCCUGGAAUUUACUUCAGAGAUUUUUGGAGGAAAUUUUUGUAUGUAAUUACCAUUGUAUAGGUCACAGUAAAUUAGAUGUCCUAUUUAAAAAAAGAAGUCAUUGAUGUAAACACAUUUAAAUUAGCCAACUACUUAGGCAUUUCGGGGUAGCACCUGUGGAAUAUUAGUAGUUUUUUUAAUGAUCUGAAAUCCUCCUUAUCAGAAAUCUCAUUUGCAAUAGAUUUUGUUGUUUUUUUUUUAGUUUCUCUUAUACUAUAUUGCCCUACGAGCAUUUACCCACCUUCUACAGCUGUUAUAUUGAUUCUGGUGUAUGGCAAUAUGAUGAACACUAUUAUUUAUUUAGCUAUUAGCUCUAUAAAAGAAAUGGCCCAAUCAAAAUGAUUAUUUACUUGACCAUCAAAUAAUUUGGUUCUUCUCGCUCUUUACCUUUUAUCUUUCUCCAGGCUUUCUCUCAUACUUGCAUUACUCUACUUUACUUACUAAUUUUUGUUUGUAAUUUUUAACAAGUAAUUUUUUUUCACUUAAGGAUAUAUGUGAGUUUACUUUAUAAUAUAAUUCUAUUAUAUGCUAACACAGAAAUGAAUAUGAAAUAGUAGGAAUCAUUUGGUCUAAGUGAGGUGUACAAACAAAACAUUUUCUUUCUACAAUAUUUCCUUAUUCAGUCAUGUUUACAUUCAUUACUUAUUCCGUAUGCUAGGACAAAUUGGUACAAGUGCUCCUUCUUUCCUAGUGCUAUUAGAGCAUGGAAUGGGUUGCCUUGACUUGGCAGAAUUGAAGUCAUUGGUUAACAGGCAUGACUAGAUUAACCUAGGAACACGCGUAGGGAUUGAUCAUCUUUUUUGAAGUAAUGUCUGUAUUUUAUAUGAUAAGUAGAAGCAUUUUCUGGAUUAUCUUUCUUUGCAAAAGAAACGAUGAAUUCUUUAAGCUAUUCAUUCCUAUAUCCAGUUUAUAAAAAGUCACAUUUAGCUCCUGUGCUAUCUAAAUAAUAAUAUAAUACAAGUACAAGGCCAUUAAAAUAUAGUAAGUAAGUAAAGUUCCCCUUUCAGACCUUGUGGUCUAUAGGGCAGAUGAUGUAAAGGUCAUCUGAUUCUGUGGCCUACGGUUAACGAGGGUCUCAUGGGGCCAGCACAACAACCAACCGCCUUUACUUUUCCCCAACUUAUGUCAGGUACCCAUUAGAGCUGGGUGAACUCAGAGGCGCCCAAAGAUCCCGAAAUUAAAAAUCCCAGUCUUCACCAGGAUUCGGACCCCGGUUCAGUAGCCAAGCGCUUUACCACUCAGCCUCCUAAAAAUAGUAUAAUCAACUUUAAUCUAAUAAGUGCAAGCGGUAAUAACUUAAGAACAGAAAAAAAGCCAUAUCAACAUUCUUCUUUCUAUGGUUUACUCUAUACACUGCAGUUUCAGGCAUUUCAUUGCUAUGGUUGGCCUUAUGCUCUGUAGUGUGUAGUCACUUCUAUUUGAGAUAUUUUUAGAAAUGAAAAGCAUUAUGAUCAUCUGGCUUUCACUACCCAAAAAAAUGAGUUAAGUGUAUGUAACUACAGUAACAGAACGAGCUCUUAUACAAAAAUUUAGAAAACUUCUGGUAACUUCAUAAUGCACUUUGCUACAUUAGACAUCGGCUGUUAACACUGCAUUUUAUUGCAAUAGUUAUUGAAUGCAAUUAAAUCAAUGUCUACUCUUUCAUUAUUUUUACAAUUUCUGUGAUUGGACUUAUAAUAAUAAAUAAAUAUACACAUGUUUAUAUUAGCAGAUCAGUUAUUCCUUAUAGGAUAUAACACCUUUUGUUUCUGUUAUCUAACUGUAGUGGAUUUUCUGGUAUAGGUGCACUGUGAUUUUUAUCUUGGCUGUAUACACUAACUAACUAUGUAUAGUUACAAAAGUCAUAAGUCAAGUUUUCAUUCCUCCCAUUUUUAAAGUUAUGGUGGGCAUGAGACUAGACUAGACUGUCAUUAAAGAGCUAGGCUAUUUAAAAGGACAAAGAUAAACUGAAAUAAGGUGAAUAACAUUUGAGGCUGUACACAAGCAAAAUAACACUUUUUAUUAACAACACAUUGGCCAAGGGCUUGAACCCAGAUAUUAAUAUUGCCUUGUGCUCUUGGUGGAUGAAUAACCUCCCUUACAUUAUAAACACCAUUAAAAAAUAUAUCUAAUUUAUUAAUUACUUUUAAUCUGUUAUAAUGGUUUAAUUUAUAGAUAUUAAUAUAGAACAUAUAUAUUUGUUAUUAUUGUUAAUUUGUAUUCAUGCGCCAUUUUUUGUUUAUUGUUAACCACAUUUUGUGGAUAUUUCCUGCAUUAUUUAUUAUUAGCAUUAUGUUUAUCUCUGCUUUGCAUUUCUUUUUUUUUUCUUUCAAGAAAGCCAAAUCAUUUUGUUUUUUAAGAUAUUUUGUGUGUGUUUGCUGGUUUGAGGUUUUCAUUAUUUGUACGCAUCAUUGAAAAGGAAAAAAAUCUUUUUGGGGGAGGGCUACAUGUCAUGCCAUAUAUAUUGUAAAAUGAAAUUACUUUUCAUAUCAUUACAGUAUCAUAUUAACCAGUUGUUUAUAUUUUUUCUACUUAACAUGAAGGUACACCUAGAUUUUUUAAAUUUGCAUUUUAUUAUUAAAGUGCUGAGUCAAACCUUAUGACAUGAAUAAAAUUUGUAGAGUGUUUUAUUAGAAUUUGGCAGUGCCUGGGAUUAUAGUUACCUAGAAAGCGAUCAUGCUACCCAGGAGCUUGGUAGAGUUAGAGGGUAUAGUAUUGAAGUCUUCGAGGUAUGGUGGUUUCAAAUAAUUUUCAUGUAAUACAACCAAAUAAUUGCAAACAGGGGCAGACCCAAGAAAUAGAAAAGAUUUAAAUUGACUCUGUCACAUAUGUACUGAGUUUAAUGUGAUCCUACAUAGCCAGAGGUUAAUAUAAUUGCAGCAUGCCAGAUUGAUAUACUAAAGCAUGGCUAUAAUUUCUUUUAAUAUACAAGGCUAGUGUUAAUUAAAACAUAUUCAGAUAGGAAGAUUAUCUUUUGGCCAACACCCAAAGAAGGAAGGAAAAUUACACCAAGUCUUAUGAGGUUUGACUCAUAGUUUAAGUGUACAGUAAAAUAAAUGUGCCAUAUAUGCCAGGUACAUUCCAUAUCUGUUAUUUAACUUUCAUGAGCAGAUUGAUUUGAAUUAUCAUUAUAUUAUUAUACAUUAAGCUCUGUCUAAUUAUUGAGAUUUAUCAUGCUUCAUUGAUAUACACAGUUAACACUACCAUUACUUAUACGCAUUUAUUUAUAUUUUUCAUCAUUAUACUUCAAAUAACUGUUUUUCAACCAUGCAGCACUUGAGUAGCUUUUGAAAUCUCACGAACAUAUUUUUAAACACCUCCUUUCUUUUCUUUUUUGGCUUUACUUUUGUUGAUAUUAUCUAUUAUUGGUUAGAAGAAAAAAAGAUGCAAUGUUAAGAAUUAGCGUAAAAAAAAGUUUUCCUUAUAAAAUUAUUGCAUUUUUAUUUACAGGUGGCAUUAACUAAUGAUAUUUUUAUCAUUUUGUUCAUUUAUAUGUGUAGUUAGUUAAGUAUUUUUCUUGCAUUCUGAUUUUUUAACAUUAUGAACUGCCUUUAACAAGGCCUAUUGCAUUUGUUAUUAGACUUCGUUCUUAGAUUUAGGCUUGUUUCCCCUUUCAUAUUCCUAAGGUUGUCCCCCUUAGAUUUCCAAGCUUGUUCUUUCCCAGUGAAUUCCAACAUGAAGUGCCAUACCAAUAUAGUUAUUCCUAUUUUCAUUUGUGUUGUUUCAAGUUAGGAGUUGGCAUGCUGAACAAAGUCUGUCCUGACAUGAGUAGGCAUGUUCAACAAACUAAGUCUGUCCUGACAUGAGUAGCCUAGGCAUGUUCAACAAACUAAGUCUGUCCUGACAUGAGUAGCCUAGGCAUGUUCAACAAACUAAGUCUGUCCUGACAUGAGUAGCCUAGGCAUGUUCAACAAACUUAGUCUGUCCAGACAUGAGUAGCCUAGGCAUGUUCACCACCAGGCAACAGUCUUAAGUGUAGCAAGUGUGGUCGAGAGGCUAAGUACGCUUGAACUAGGCUACCUAUGAAGUGGGCUUGAGGUUUGACGCCCGACUCGAGCAGAGUUGUGUUUACUGAGCGCCUAAAGGCAGCACGGAAAACCUUCUCCCAGAUACCCCCUUUCCCCCACUUUUCCACAAACGAGAUUGGACCAUUGUGCUCUGAGCAUGCUAAAAGCAUGAAAGUAGAGCUAUAUAAAAGCUACAAUUAUAAGUUUUCGUUUUAAAGGGUGAUUAUUGAUAUUAGUUCUUUAAUUCAACAUUGUACAUUAUUAUGAUUAGCCAGAUGGAACUCUUAACAUUAUUAUUUAUUAUUAUUGAACAUUGUCUAGUGUGUUUCUGAGCUACAAUAACGUGCUUAGUUGUCCAAUGUCUUUGUAUGGACAUGUUGAUAGAGCAUCUGGAACAAAACUGGUGCUGCUAGAGUUCAAUCUCAGGAGUAACAAUCCCAAGAGCCUCUAUCCAGAUUUGAGCACGAGAUCAUCUUGGUUUUUAUUUUCUUAUGCCCCACAAUACUUAAUCUUGGUUUUUUAUUUUCAAUAGUUAAUGAUGGGCUAAUAGAAAAAUUAUUUAGUUCCUGGUGAGACUAGCUCUAAGCCAAGACCAAAAUGAUAGUGUCUCCAGGCUGUAACAUGUCUUAGGUUGUGACAUGUUUUGGGCUGUAGCAGAUCUUAGGUUGUGACAUGUUUUAGGCUGUAAUAUGUCUUAGGUUGUAACAUGUCUAGGCUGUAACAUGUCUUAGGUUGUAACAUGUCUAGGCUGUAACAUGUCUAGGCUGUAACAUGUCUUAGGUUGUAACAUGUCUUAGGCUGUAACAUGUCUUAGGUUGUAACAUGUCUAGGCUGUAACAUGUCUUAGGUUGUAACAUGUCUUAGGUUGUAACAUGUCUUAGGUUGUAACAUGUCUAGGCUGUGACAUGUCUAGGUUGUAACAUGUCUUAGGUUGUAACAUGUCUAGGCUGUAACAUGUCUUAGGUUGUAACAUGUCUAGGCUGUAACAUGUCUAGGUUGUAACAUGUCUUAGGUUGUAACAUGUCUAGGCUGUGACAUGUCUAGGUUGUAACAUGUCUUAGGUUGUAACAUGUCUAGGCUGUAACAUGUCUUAGGUUGUAACAUGUCUAGGCUGUAACAUGUCUUAGGUUGUAACAUGUCUAGGCUGUAACAUGCCUUAGGUUGUAACAUGUCUUAGGUUGUAACAUGUCUAGGCUGUAACAUGUCUUAGGUUGUAACAUGUCUAGGCUGUGACAUGUCUAGGCUGUAACAUGUCUUAGGUUGUAACAUGUCUUAGGUUGUAACAUGUCUUAGGUUGUAACAUGUCUUAGGUUGUAACAUGUCUUAGGUUGUAACAUGUCUUAGGUUGUAACAUGUCUAGGCUGUAACAUGUCUAGGUUGUAACAUGUCUUAGGUUGUAACAUGUCUAGGCUGUAACAUGUCUUAGGUUGUAACAUGUCUAGGCUGUAACAUGUCUUAGGUUGUAACAUGUCUUAGGUUGUAACAUGUCUAGGCUGUGACAUGUCUAGGUUGUAACAUGUCUAGGCUGUGACAUGUCUAGGUUGUAACAUGUCUUAGGUUGUAACAUGUCUAGGCUGUAAUAUGUCUUAGGUUGUAACAUGUCUAGGCUGUAACAUGUCUUAGGUUGUAACAUGUCUAGGCUGUAACAUGUCUUAGGUUGUAACAUGUCUUAGGUUGUAACAUGUCUAGGCUGUAACAUGUCUUAGGUUGUAACAUGGCUUAGGUUGUAACAUGUCUAGGCUGUGACAUGUCUAGGUUGUAACAUGUCUAGGCUGUGACAUGUCUAGGCUGUGACAUGUCUUAGGUUGUAACAUGUCUAGGCUGUAACAUGUCUUAGGUUGUAACAUGUCUAGGCUGUAACAUGUCUUAGGUUGUAACAUGUCUAGGCUGUAACAUGUCUUAGGUUGUAACAUGUCUAGGCUGUAACAUGUCUUAGGUUGUAACAUGUCUAGGCUGUGACAUGUCUAGGCUGUAACAUGUCUUAGGUUGUAACAUGGCUUAGGUUGUAACAUGUCUAGGCUGUAACAUGUCUUAGGUUGUAACAUGUCUAGGCUGUAACAUGUCUUAGGCUGUAACAUGCCUUAGGUUGUAACAUGUCUUAGGUUGUAACAUGUCUAGGCUGUGACAUGUCUAGGCUGUAACAUGUCUUAGGUUGUAACAUGUCUAGGCUGUGACACUGCUACCAUUAACUUUCUUAUGCUCAGUCUGCAGCUCAUAACUCUCUUGUAUAGAUUGUAACUCACCUCUUGGUUGAUAUCUCUCCAAUCUGCUCAUGUGUUUCUCUCUCUCUCUCUCUUUCUCUCUCUCCGUCCAAAAUACUUUAGACUGAGUUUGUACAUUUUCUUUAAACAUGUUAUCUUUGGUAUUUUGGAAUCUAUAUUAUCAUAAUCUUUUGUUUCGUGUGCAUCCAUCUCCCAGGUGUAUUGAGUUCAUGUUUUACUUUUCUAACUCUCAGAAACAAAAAUUAAACGAAUAUAUUCAUU